AAUUUCCCUCUACCUUUUUACCUAAAUCCCACUACGCUCCCACUACCCUGGCUAAUAGCUCUCCACCAAAUGACCCAAUUAUGCUAAAAACCUAAAUUCUUUUGCCGCUGUUUCGUUUGAAGUACGCGUAUUAUUUCAAUUGAAAAGCUUGUUUUCUAUUGAUGAAGUACGGCGGUAGUUCUUGAUGAAGUCGACGCCUGGGAUUGUUUUCUAUUGAUGAAGUACGGUGGUAGUUCUGAGAGCAAUUGAUUGAUUCCUUCAGCUAUACAAGUAAAGUGAGAAUCUCGAUUAUACCUAGCCUGCGACCCUUAAUCUUUCAUCGUUUCUUUUAUGGACUUUCAAAUUGUUUGUUUAAUUGAAAUCAUAUGGAUGGCUACCCUGUUUAUAGUUGCUAAAUAAAAGACACAUCUUCUUGAUUUAGUAUAUGUAUAUCACCAUAUGUAUAUAUUUGUCCAUAUUCUAAGGCGAGAUUACCACUUGAUUUCUGUCAAUACCAGCACAAAAUGGUAUGAGAGUGAUCCUUACAUUCUUGCUACAAUGGCAAAACAAGUGUUUUAUGUAGAUGAUCCCAAAGCAGGUGGUAGUUGGAAAGUAGUUCAUAAAGUUGAUCAUCGAAAUAUAUACGAUAUACCACAGAUGGAGAUCGAUGCAGAAGGGGAUAAUGUAUACGAUGACGUUGCUUACCAAGAGUAUACAUCUGAUAUGCCUAAUGUGCAUGGUGAUAGAAAUUAUGAUGUUAUUCAAGCACUUCUUACCGUAUAAGACGUUCCUCCUAUUUUGAUUGACCCGGAAAUCAUUACUCAACAAUCAACAAUAAAGAAUUCAAAUGGAGGAAGAGGAAGAAAAGGAGGAGGAGGGGGACUGGGAGGGGGAGGGAGAAAGGGAAGGAGAAAGGGAGGAGGAGGAGAGGAGGAGGAGGAGGAGGAGGAGGAGGAGGAGGAAGAAGACGAAGAAGAAGAAGAAGAAUUUAACGAUGAUGAGGAUGAUUGAGUUGAUGAAGAAUGAAUGACUGGGACAGCUAGAUAUGUAAACAUUUAUAUUAUUACUUUAAGACCACUUGUUUCUUAUAGAUGAAUCAGCUUAAGAAGAGAACACGCAGUACUGGUGCACUUCUUACUCCAGCUACAAAGAUGCCUCGCCAAACAGAUACCCCUUUACCUUCAUUUCCUCAAACAUCAAAGGCAAACACCAUAUCUACUAAUAAGUUCAUAGCCCCACUUUCUUUGAAUCGAAAUAAACAAGUGAACAGGUGCAUGGCUCCUUUGCCUCAUUUUCCUCAAACUCCAAAGGCAUCUCAUGUUUCUCAACGAACUGUUACUCGAUCAGCUGCUGCAACAGUUAAGAAUACACAUAGGGAAACUAUAUCAACUAAUCCGCCUUCCUCACGUGCUCAAUGGGAUCCUUUCAGUAAGAUUCCAAAUAAGCCACUUUCACAGCCUACAAGCGUUGUGCAUCAUCAGCAUAACUGUGAUAGAAAUGAAUCAGCUGAUACUACUGCUCCUAUCUCUGAAGCUACAACAUGUUUAUCUAAGGUAAGGGCUCAAUGUAGUCCUCACAAUGAUAAUCCAAAAUAUCCACAUUCACAAUCAAUGAGUGCUGUACGUCGUCAUCAAAGUCGUGAAAAAAGCAUAUCAUCAGGUCCUUUAGGAGUGAAUGGCUUGCACGAGAUGGAAGAAAAUCAUACUUGCAACGGACCAAAGAUGAUAAGAAUACUCGAGGGCCUUGUAAACAAGUUAAGACAUCUUACAUUGUGCGAACUACGAAACGGAAAAUUCAAGUUUCUCUCAAUAGAGUAACUAGAAGAGCUACAGACCCUAAGGUACACAGUUUAUUGGCUCAUGAUGUCAGAGCCAUCGUUAGGUCCCAUUGUCCAAUGAAUACAGGCUACUGGUCAACUAUUCCUCUCACUCAAAAGACAGACCUAAUGGAUGAGAUCACUGUUAAUUAUGAGCUUGAUCUGGAAGAGUCAGAAAUGAAAGAAUAUAUUGAAAGACUCUUCAAUGGGAGGUAUAGGGAGUUUAAAGGCGAGCUGAGUUCGUAUUAUAAGUCAUGUGAAACGCAUACAUUUGCAUUGGCUAAUAUGCCUAAAGAGAUGGAUGAUAGAGAUGUGGACCAAUGACGUGAUUUAUGUAACCAUUUCAACUCUGAUAAGUUCAAGAAUUCUUCAUCAUCUAACACAAUAAAUCGUUCAAAAAAGCAGCAUAAUCAUCGCACCGGUUCACGUCCUCUCUCAUAUAUAGUUGGGGAAAUGGCUGCGGAUGGCUCAUGGUUUCCAGAAAUUGAUGCUUUCGAGUACACUUAUGGGGGAAAGGACAACUCCUGGCCUGAUAGCACUGCAAAAGCACAACAUGAUGAAAUGGUUGCUAAAAGUAAUGACUACCUUAAGGGAAAGGCAAAAGAGCAACAACUCCCCGAUGACACUCCUUUGGAAGAGAUACGUGUGGAUGAUGAAGAUGUUGGGUUAAAUAUUAUGACAUCUGUUCUUGGUACAAUACCAGGACGUCGCCUUCGUGGUAUGGGAGAUGGCCGUCUUCGUGAAGUUGGUCAAUCUUCUACCAAAAUCCGGCAAUUGUCAGAUGAGUUGGAACGUGAACGUGCAGCUCGAAAAGCUUCUCAUAUGGCUCGAAUCGAGGCAGAGGAGAUGAUGCAAAGAAAAUUGAAGAAAGUUGAGUGUAACUUCAAUAGUACUUUGAUGUCUUGGCAUAACUCUUUGGAAAAAUUAUGCAAUCAAGUUCCUGGUAUUGUUCUUCCCUCAUUUGUACCGGUUUCAAUAGAUGAUGGCAGUGAAGAUGAGGAUGAUACUUUUGAUAAUGAAGGAGAGUUUGACGAGGCAAAUUGUGGAGCUGAUUAGAGAUUAUGAUAUGACAAUUAUUUGUUUUCAAAUACUUUAUUUUGUUUUUCUUAUUUUAUCAUAGGGAUAAGGGUUAGUUUGGUCCUCGAAGUUGCAAAAAAGGUGUCAAAUAAGUCCUUAUAUAGAAGAUUCUGUUCGGACGUGCCAUUUGAGGUGGCUCCCAGUAGAAUUUUUUGAUGAAAUUUUUUGAGCAUUUUAUUCAUUAAGUCUAGUUUACUCAUACUAAAUUUCAGAUUAAAAUUCAAUCGGGAAGACAUUCAAAUGAAUUCUUGAAGAUAACUGUGCCGUUAAAAGCGCUGUUAUCUUCAAGAAUUCAUUUGAAUGUCUUCCCGAUUGAAUUUUUAGCUGAAAUUUGGUAUGAGUAAACUAGACUUAAUGAAUAAGAUGCUCAAAAAAAUUUAUCACAAAAUUCCACCGGGAGCCACCUCAAAUGGCACGUCCAGACAGAAUCUUCUAUAUAAGGACUUAUUUGACGCCUUUUUUGCAACUUCGAGGACCAAACUGACCCUUUACUCUUUUAUCAUAUGAUAUGUAAGAUAUUAUCUUUCAGCAUUUCCCUUUGAUAUUAUGCAAACCAUCAUUUACUACGAUAAUCAAGUUUAAUCUACAAAUACUCGUAUUACUUAUUCAAUGUUCUGUUGAGACAAGUAUUU
Cuscuta epithymum is the source of this 3504-nucleotide messenger RNA. NCBI's taxonomy places the organism in Eukaryota, Viridiplantae, Streptophyta, Magnoliopsida, Solanales, Convolvulaceae. The record is from the annotation of a GenBank genome assembly.